Messenger RNA from Dentiscutata erythropus, 534 nucleotides. Lineage: Eukaryota; Fungi; Glomeromycota; Glomeromycetes; Diversisporales; Gigasporaceae. The record is from the annotation of a GenBank genome assembly.
AUGUUAUCAUAUCAACCUAUUACACAGAAUCCUUCAAAUUAUGAUAUAGCAGAUUUAAUAGAGAUAGAACAAUAUAUCUACUUUGAUGAUAGUGCUGAAUGUUCUACACAGGUGUCGCCCAAUAAUUGUGAUAAUAAUAAAGAGAACAGCAAUAAAACAUUGACUUACCAAAUAAAUGCUGAUUCUGAAGAAUGUAAUAACGAUACAUCCACUAAUGUAAAUAUUAAUGCACAAUCUAAUUCCAUUACACAAGAAUUGCAAGAAUCUAUUGAUGAUAAUGCUGUAAAUGAACAUCAAAUUAUAUCAGAAGAAGAUUAUAAUGAUACUGUAGACGAAUAUCAAGCUAUAUCAGAGGAAGAAGAAGACAAUGCUGUAGACAAACGUCAAGAAAAAGAAAACAAAGACAUUGAUGUGGAAGAGUAUCAAGGUAUAUUAGAAGACAAUAAAAACAAUAAUUCUAAUAAUAAAACACUUGAUAAUGAAGUAAUUAAUAUUAUUCAACUUCCACAAAAUGUUCAAAAUCUACCUCAUAUU